Octopus bimaculoides (California two-spot octopus) is the source of this 1572-nucleotide messenger RNA. RefSeq lists its product as uncharacterized. The record is from RefSeq and is a predicted model, not a curated record. Lineage: Eukaryota; Metazoa; Mollusca; Cephalopoda; Octopoda; Octopodidae.
CUACAGCGAUAACGUAUCCGACAACGUUAUUAUUUUCAACACUGAUACACAACUUUUGAAGAUAGAAUACAAGAAUGGCAUUGGAACUGUUGAAAGGAUACCCAGCUGGCAAACUAAUGGCUAUGUUAGCAAUACUGUUCCUUCGAAAAAGUUGGACAAUGGCGCUACCAUUUGUUACUCAAGAAGCGACGUCUAGACCUUGGACUCAGCCAUGUACUCCGUAUGCGAAUACGGACAGUGCUAUAGACAUACACAUAGAUUCAGAAGACACUUCUUCCAUAUUAAACAGAUUGAAAUAUGAAACAAAAGAAACAUUUUAUCAUGUAACGUACUUGGAAAAAGCUAUGGCCGUUAGAUUUAAUGAUGCAGAAAUAGUUUCAUAUCUUGAAAUGAAAACUCUUUCCGGUUUUCCCGAGAUACCAAGCAGUCAGAACAGCACACAGAAUAAAAGUGAUUUGUAUAGUGAGGUUUUUGUGGCACUGUCAAAGGUAGCAGUAUUCCUGGAACAAAUGCAAACAGAUGAAGAUAAUUCAGAAAUGAAAUAUGAAUUAGAGGAUUUACAAUCUGAGAAUUUCUCACAACUCUGUGAUCUACAAAUGUGGCUUCGUUCUACUGGUGUAAACGAAACGUUUGAGACACUUCGUUCUGUCAUGCCUCAUAAACUACGUCAUGUUGGCAACACAUUUAAAAGAUAUGAAAGAGAUUUCGUAGUUGUUUCCAGAUAUGGAAAACUUCUUCGUCGCUAUCAGGAUUAUUAUAAUUAAUUGGAACAACCCUGUUAUAUUUUCUUUUCCACCAAACACAAAUAUCACCCUUAUUCAAGAAUGAAUAUCUAAAUAUUGGAUUAUAUUAAUCUGAAGUAUAUUCAUAUAUAUUAUUUUUCAAGAACAUUAAUAAAAAUAACAGAACAUAUCUCAUUCAACAUAUCAUAUACAGUUCAAACUUAAAAUAACUGGGCUGACCUACAAAAUCUACAAAUUAGUAGAUUAUUUAGAUAAAAAUAAUUUUUUUUUUUUUCACAAUUUGCCUAGCAAAAUAUGCUAAAUUUCCAUAUUUCAUACCAAAAAUUUAAAUCGAGAGAUACGUUUGUUCAUUGUUAAUAUUUAGAAUAUAUAAAUUGUAAGGAUUAAAAUCGCACAACUUGCAGCAUUCCACUCGAAACAUUCCUGGCAUUACUUGGUUGGUUUCCUUGAAUAACGGUGCUCGUGUAUCUCCCAAAAUAUACUGGUGCUUUUAAAGAAGAACAAGGGAUUAGGGCAAUAUAUAAGUGAUUUAAAUUUCCUAUUGAAUAUUUAUAAUUUAUACUCUCUCGGAAAGGCGAGAAUCUCACAAAAGCUUUUUAAACAGCAUUCACAUACCGGUGCUUUUAUAUGAUUAUUUAUUAUAAUUUAUGCUUUUAAUUUAUAUUAAAUUUUAACACGUCUAUUUAAUUGAUUGUAUAAUGUCUCUCUUCCCCCCCACAUUCCAUUUUUAUAUAACUUUGUUCAUUCCAACCCCACGUUUUGUAACCCCUGUCUGUAACGGUUUUAUUGUAUAUAUGAAAAGGUCUGUUGGUUAUAAUAAAAAGUAACA